Messenger RNA from Amoebophrya sp. A120, 9098 nucleotides. Lineage: Eukaryota; Dinophyceae; Syndiniales; Amoebophryaceae. The record is from the annotation of a GenBank genome assembly.
AGUAGUACUAGUACAUCACACGACACCAGCAUACUACUGUGAAGAGCAACAGGACAUCAAAAGAACAAAUCUCGAAAAAAACAAAAUGGCGCCGAAAAAGAAGAAAGACAAGAAUGGCGCCGAGGAAAAAGUGAAGCCGUCCUUCACUACCUUCGUUCGCCUGCACGGGACCCUUGAUGGCGAUUCUGAAAAUUUGUCGAUCAAAGAAUCACGCGAAGAGUCUCUUGAUGGAGGACGAAGCACGAGUAAAUCCAGGUCAAAAUCUCCGUCGCCAAAGAAGCACACCAGCAAGGCUAAUUCAGACGGGACGUACGAUGUUGACCCCGAAGAUGGUCGUAGGAGAAGCAGGAGCCGGAGCCGCUCCAACUCUCCGUCCAAAUCCCCCAAACCACCACCCCCGAGAGGUCGGAAGCGAAGAAAAUCCUCCAUCGACAAACGAGAAGACAGCAUCAUGCUGUUUCAGCACAAGAUGCAAGAUGACUACGUCAAAGCACUUCGGAGGGUAUGAACUGCAAAAGUAUCGUACUCGUAGUAUCGCAAUACAAAUUUAGCUCAGCAUGAGAAAUGGAAUUUCUCAUGCUGAUUUAGCUUGAAAAAAAAAUUUGUCUUGCAUGAUUGCAAUCACUACGAGUGCGAUCAUACUUUUGCACAGGAUAGAGGGAAAACCUUUCCUACGUCGCCCAAGCGAUAUCGCCGAUCCGGAUUGCGAAGGAGGUGGCGAGCGGUGUGGCGAAGCGGAUCAGUCCGGCGAAGAAACCGGCGUUUUUGGUGUCGAAGGAACAAGAGACGGAAUCGAGUCAAAAACAGCGAGCGUUUGAAACGCUGGAACAAUCAGCUGAUAAAAAGAAUAAAAUCAUCCCGCUCAGUAAUUGGGCACCGGGGUCGACUAACAGUAGUUGGACCAGUGGCGCGUCGUAUUCCACGACACAAUCUGACGGGAACUACACGGGAACAGGUGCAGGAGCCACUUCUAGUAGUAAACCAAAAAAUAAACAGCAACCUUUUCUCUUCGCGCCAGAAGACGGAGACUACGGUCCGGACGACCCAGUGAAGCAAUCGACGCGGGAGAGCUUUUACCAACGCAGUCAAAUGAGCAAUGAUCACGUCGUCAACAUCCCGCCGCCGACGGAGGACGAUAAGAUUCUCUACCCGAAUGAGACGGUGCAACAAAGGUACAGACGGCUGCAGAAGCAGGAAUUGGAUGAGAUGUACAUGAGCAGGAACGAGUACGACAGUUCACAACUCCCCCUCCUCCUCAUUUGUUUUGCAUGGACAGCAAUACAAACACCCGCACCUAUGAAGCCUGUGCAUGACAAGUUCACACUCGUAUUGUAGUUACUGUUUGGGCUUGCGGACGAAUCUGUCAUGCGAACAGUACCACAGUGCAGCGCUUGGACUUGGUAUUUAUGCAUGACAAACGAGGGGGAGGGGGAGUUGUACGCUCUCAUAACGAGAAGAAGAUCCGGGAACUGGAGAAGCACGAGAUAGCGACGAAGAUCAAGUGGAACAAACAGAAAAUAGAGGAAGAUUCCAAGGAAGUCGAAGAGGACGAGAACCGGAGAGAACGAAGACGGAUGAGGCUCGUGGCAAAAUCCUCCGUCCCGGUAGCGAACUUGCCGCGGGAGCUGUCCGAGCUAGUGCAGGUUCGGGAACGGAACAAUCCAAAAAACGGGGACGAGACGCUGAUUAAAACACUGAAGAAAUUCGGGAUCAAAGAUGCGAGAUUAAAGUUGUCGCAAUACAAGACGGCGUUAUUGAGGUACUGAUGAUGUAGUUUUUUGACUUUGGUAUAGUUUGUCGUGCACAAUUUGCAUCAUCGGCUGUGUGUGUCAUGCUCAUCUGUACAUCACGCAGCAAACACUUUCAUAGGUACACGCAAUGGAAAUCCCCCGUCUGCCCUCCCGACCCGAUUUACAAAGCUAAUGCAACCGAACGGCAAAACCUGGCUGGGGAAGUGCACGGCUCCGGAUUAGUAACGAUCAAUAAGGACUUCGACGACGCCUUGGAGCACAAGCGACAGAUGUACGUGAAAGAUAAAUUAGAAGCGAACUCCCCACUAGACAACCUCUCCACGCUAUCGUAAGAAAAAACUGUUUCACUGUAAGGAUUUUGCAAGUUUUGCAUUACAAGUUCGCUACACAUUACAAAGAAAACUUGCCAUGCAAGGAUCCUAACGGAAAACACCACUAAAAAUCAUUUGUCUUGCAUGUGUAGCAAGACAAACACUUCAGUGAGAUGCAUUUUCUGCGUCACAAGUUCACAGCGAAGCAGUUUUUUCUUGCGAUACACGCCGGGAGACCAUCAUUCUGACACGGUGUCCGUGAUCAGUUCCAAAGCGAUGUUGGACCAAGUAGCAGCGGAGAACGAAACGCUGAAUCCUUUGACAAGGGUGAAACACCCGGAGGAGGAGAAAAGACUAGCAAGGGAGCGGGAGAGGCUGAAAAAAGAAAAGCAAAGAGAUCAGCAGUACUUGGAAGCUUAUCGGGAGGAGAAGCGGAUGCAGGGAGAAUCGUCGACCGAAAAUCCUUAUGCAUUGCAAAAGUGUGAACGUUUCUUGCAGCACUUUGCAUGACAGGUCUGUUCUUUUUACGUGAAUCCGCAUCACAGAUCUCAUUUUUCAUUUUGGAAAGAUUUGUCAUGCAAUCUACACUACUGGUACAACUGCGAUACGCAUACCGAUACUUUUGCAAUGCAUACUCCCAAUCUGGGUAUCUUCACCAAGGAGGAACCAAAAGUCCGCUUUGCCGAUGGAGUCAACCCCGGGGAAGAUGAGAAUUUUGAUCUAAAAUUCACGGGAAAUAAGAGAUCCGUGCGGGGGAAGGUGUUUGCCAAAGCGGUUGACAAAAAAGCAGAGUACCCCGCGCAGUUUUCACCGCAGAAAGGAGGGACCAAGCCGAGCGGGGCUUUGCGGAGUCAGAAAAGUUUGGACAACAGUGACUUAGAUGAGGAGGAACUUCCGGAAGAGGAGAAUGAUCCCCACUACGACCCGUGUUUGUCUCCAACGCAGAAACUAGACGUGGAUAAACUGUACUAUGCCGUUCUCAGACGUUACAUUCUCAACAGUAAUGCAUGAAUCUGUGAUGCAAAGUAACCAUAAUCCACCACAAAAUCAAGCUACCUCGCAUGACAAGUUACCGAAGGGCCACACAGCAUCUGAAUCUGCGUCAUCAAGUUUGUGAUGCGAGAGCUGCAAGCUUGCCCCUUUCACUGCCGCUGGUCUUGCAUUACAAAUUCAUGCAACAGCAGCUGCUGGGAGUGUAACGUUUGGGAAUCCCAUAUGUACCGGAUGGACUCGAUGGAACAACUACAGCAGCAGAUCGGGUUGCAAAUGAACCAGAGAAACAAAGGACCGAAGUUCUCGUUAUUCAACGCGAGCUUCAAGUUCAAGGAGUUCCUAGCGCCCGUGGAAGAUAACGGCCUGGACCCGAGAGUGACACGGAAAAAACCACUCCCGCUCUAUCCUGUGCAAAAGUAUCGUACUCGUAGUAAUUUCAAUCAUGCAUUACAAAUCUUUUCCUCAAGGUGAAUCUGCAUUACAAAUUCAAUUUCUCAUGCUGAAAAAAUUUGUAUUGCAAUACUACGAGUACGAUACUUUUGCAGAGCAUACGCUCUUGAUUCGGCCGCUCUUCGUGGGGAUCUAUGCCAUGAUCGCCGGCAUCUACUUCUGCACGGUGCCGCUGCGAUAUGAAAGUGCACAAUUCCCCCUCCCCCUCGUUUGUCAUGCAAGAUCUCAAAUCCAGCUGCUGCCCUGUAGCACUGUUUGCAUCACAAAUUCUGCAAGUCCAAACAGUACCACACGAGGCGCAUGAAUUUGUCAUGCAUAGGCUCCAUGUGUGCUGAUGUCUGUAUUGCUGCUUAUGCCAUACAAAUGAGGGGGAGGGGGGGUUGUGCACUGUCAUAUGCGAGAGGCCGAACAGGCGGGGAGGCACUUCUGGCAGUGGACCAACGCAAACUGCUAUGCAAGAAAAAAACUGUGUAGGUGUUGUAAGUCUGUCAUGCAAAGCAUGCAACACAGCUGCGCCUGUCAUGCUGGUCAGCCAUGAAGUCCUCUUUUCAUAUCUGUUUUCAUGUGGGAGCUGCGCAUGGCAGGCUUUCUCUGUCAUGCACAGCAAAUUUGUCAUGCUCUCACCCCAAGAAUAAACCUAAAGCUAAACCAAUACACUUUUUUGUCGGGAUAAUUGCCGGAUCUGGAGGUUUACCGACAUAUGCUCGGUUUGCGCUUUGAAAUCCGACGGGGGCGCGGAGCGGUGCGGGGUUAGUGACGUCGCGCGGUACAGUAACGGGUGUCAGUUCGACAUUCUAAUCCGGUAUGAUAGUGACGGCGGGGAAGAAGACUCGCAGGUGGCCGAGGGCAAUUGGUAUCCCGAGUACGAAUGGGACGGGAAAGAAUACGAUUUAGCGCCCAGGGAAUACUUCAACCAGUGUCCGGGCGGGAAAGGUAUAGAUUUUUUACGUUUAGUUAAUUUCACGUUUUUGAGGAUGCAUGACAAGCAGGCUGUCUCUUGUACGAUUUCGCAUGACAAAUCCAAAUCAAAACAGCCACCUCCCCCGCCUCUCUCCGCCUUCCCCGCGCGGAGAUGGAAAAACUCGAAAACUGCUGCAUCUACCACAACCCCACCACCGAUCUGUUCUGCGACAUGUGGUCCUACGGGAACACCAAAGGCUCCUGGCCUUGCCGGGUGGCGGAGGGGGACAUCUUACCGGCAACCACCACCGAGCGCCCCAGGUUUGCCCAGGUCUGGAUCUUCGGCCACAACCAGUCCGAGUGGUGGACCUACGCGGGGCUGUGCUUCGCGCUGAUGUUGGUCUUGUGGAAAUUUUGGCUGUGGCCGCUUUGGAUUUACCAGCUAUGCAUUGCAAACGUAUCGUACUAGUAUAAAUCACAUGACAAAUUUACUCAGCAUGAGAAAUAAAUUUUGUAAUGCGGACUGAACUUGAGAAAAAAACUUGCAAUGCAGGAAUGCGAUUACUACAAGUGCGGUACUUUUACACUGGAUACCAGCGGUACGAAGACAAAAGGUUGGAGCAGAGGAGGGAGUUAGAGGAGAUGAAAAGGAGAACGGGGAAAGGGUUCUUUGAUAAAGCAACGGGCAAAUUCGUCACCUUCGAUCCGAACGAGUAUUACGAAGAGCAGGAGAAUAGCAGUGGUUACGGCUACGGCGGGUCGUCCCCUGCCCUGUACUACGCGGAACCCCCUUCUGUCUCCGAAGAUUUCGAUAGUGAAGACAUCAAGCCCAGAAGUAAACCUUCCAACUACCAUAUCCACUGCAAGUAUGUCUGGGUCUGGACGGUUGCGAGAUUUGUCAUGCUUGUCUCCCAUGACGCUGGGCUUUGUGUUGCGUGGCUACGAACAGCUCCGCUUGCCUGUUAUGCAAAAACGCUGUUUCUCAUGCGGAAAAGGCAACACAGAGCGACGGAAAAGCCUGUCAUGCUUGGCGGUGCAUCACAGAGGGCUAUACUAUUCACUGGCUUACAUCAGAACCUUCCAGACCACCCAGACGUAUUUGCAAUGCAUAUACCACAAUAAAAUGCUGAAAGCUUCGAUGAAGGGCUUGCUGUCACCGAAGAGAUAUCCUGUGCAAAAGUAUCGUACUCGUAGUAAUUCUUGCAGUCAUGCAUUACAAAUCUCUUCGUUAGGGUAAAUCCGCAUUACAAAUCUAAUUUCUCAUACUGAGAAAAUUUUUGUUGCAUUUCUACGAGUACGAUACUUUUGCAAUUCAUAAGAGAAGGCCGAACAAGGAUGGAGAGAUAGUGGAAAUUAGUCUGGAAAACCAAGUCCCUGCGCGGUCUCUGAACAACCCAGACACCACCUUUGCCUAUGACUCCGCACGGAACCCGUUCCGCGUGGCGUAUGCAUUGCAAAAGUAUCGCACCAGUGGAAAUUGCAUUACAAAUUGGCUCAGCAUUACAUGAUAUGCGAAGUUUGUCAUGCUGUCUCAGUUUCGGAGCGAGAUUUGUCAUGCGCGUCAGCAAUUAGUACGAGUACGAUACUUUUGCAAGGCAUAUGGCGCACAAUGAGACGAUCGGCGGUGUUAACGAGAUAAUAGAUCCACGGUACCCCGAGGGGCAGCGACCCGGGAGCAGAGGGCAGAACCUCGGGAAUAAGCCGGUGAGGAUGACGCGAGCAGAUAUAUCGAAUGCAAAAUGUUGACAUCGUACUCCUCGUAGACUCAUCGCAGUACAGCAUGACAGAUCUAGUUUCUUAGCUAGUUCAGCAUUACAAAUUCCAUUUUUCGUUGUGGAAAAAUUUGUGAUGCUAUUUCUACGUAGUGCGACCUUUUUGCACUGCAUAAGACAGGAUGAUGGACAAAUUCCGCUUGUUGAAGUCCAAAGUUUCCGACCAUCUCUUCCACCAGCCCGGGAAAAUCGCGAACCAGUCACAGCAGGACGUAAUAACCGCGCAGGAGAGAAACAUUGAAAGAAUGCAGUUCGACGGGGACGACUAUUACUCGCAGACCGCGAUAAGACUCGCCGGGGUUCCGCCACCGUUGUACUUGCAGGGGAAAUUCAUAGAAGACGUCGGAGGAGGACCUGCUGCUUCGAAAAAAGAGGUGGAUAAUAGCAACAUUCUCAUCACAGCAGAAAACAACAACAUCGACGCAAAAGGCGGACGGAACCGAAAGACCAGUAAAGACCGCGGCCGAUCCCAAGAAAACAAAAACCUCUCGCACAUGAGGAAAGCGAACAAAAACGAGCAUUUGGUGCCACUUAUGCAUUGCAAAAGCAUCGUACUAGUAUAAAUUGCAUUACAAGUUGACGUAGCAUUACAAAUUGAAUUUGUAUUGCGGAUUUGCCUGAACAAAAAGAUUUGUAAUGCAUAAACGCAAUUAGUACGAGUACGAUGCUUCUGCACAGGAUACCGCUACCGGGUGGGUUUCAGGAACAGAGAAGCACAAUAAUCCGGAUAUGCUGUGCAAAAGUAUCGUACUCGUAUAAAUGCAGGUCUUGCAUUACAAAUUUCUUUGUCAAGGCAAAUCAGCAUUACAAAUUUUCUUUCUCAUGCUGAGGAAAUUUGUAAUGCAUUUAUACGAGUACGAUACUUUUGCACAGCAUACCGGAUGCAGGAUAGCAAGGACACUAUUGGGCGAUCAAAUGUGUACGAUAACGCGCCGGUCGUGGAGACCAGAGGAGAUCAAGCGAGGAGUGCCGAGGAACAGGAAGACUCCUUAUGCAUUGCAAAAGUAUAAUGUUCCUCGCGCUAGUAGAAAUCGUUUCACCAAUUUGAUUAGCAUGGAAAAUGGAAUUUGUUGUGCGUGUUAGUGUACAAAGGUGAUCAUCUCUCAUGCCUGAUUGCCAUUAGUACGAGUGCGAUACUUUUGCGAUCCAUACUCCUUCGAAUUCUACAAUGACGUCGAUGCGACGUUUCAGCACGUGCGGAAAGGUAUCAAAUGCAAAUAGGUCUGGGUCUGGAAACUUGUGAUGCUGGCCGGAAAAUCUUGAGGACGUCCCAAGUGGUGGCCCUCGCAUGACAAGUUUUUGAGCUGCUAGGUGUUGCGUGUUCAGCAUGGCAACCUGUGUUUCCGCAUGACAGAAAACUGGGACGCUUGGCUAACGCGCAUGACAGACUUGAGAGUCAUGCUGGCCGAGCAUGACAAAGUCUGCACUCUUCCAGACGCAGAGAGAUUUGCAAUGCAUAAAAGGAAGCAGCUCCUCUUCUAGCUCCUCGGCACGACACCAAGAUACAGUCUCUUACCCCGCCAGCCAGUUUCUUGGACGAAACAAGACGCAGUUCCACCCGGGGCCAGACGCGCCAGUCUACGACCAGCCCCACAUGUUCUCGCAGGACAGCUCGCAAGGCGUGUCGACAAGUACAACCGCUGGUAAUCUUCAUGCGAGAAUCAAUCCCGCGUCCAUGCUCGGACCUAACGGCGGUUCCACUUCCACGUCCUCCCGCGCCACAAGGGUCGGGGUCUUUGGCAACCCGGGACCUGGACCCGCGUAUUACGACGUUGGCGGGGUGAAAGAGGAGGUGAUUCUAGGCUCGGAAAUGGUGAAGAAGAACUGGACGCAUUCGGAACUCCGGGCGAAAUCACCCUUGAAAAGGCGCAUCGAGGCGUGCGGAGAUAAUGUGUUGGGGGAGAACGAAUUAUAUCACAGGAAAAAGUGUUAACGUUAACGGAAUUUGUGAUGCAACAAUGCAUCGCAAAACGUGCCAGAAUUUGUCGUGCAUAGCAUGCGUAUUGGACUACAUUUGUGAUGCAUGACUGUAAUCUGUGAAAACCGUUAACGUAUAACGCUUUUUCUUGUGAUAGAUUAAGGAAGAUGUUCAAGAAAGCAAAAGCGAAAAACAAGCUGCAAACUGCGGAAGAGAAGUUUUGGCCGAAGCCAGGGGCUACAAUACAGAACACCAGUGCUAAUAAUUCUGCGAACCGCAGUCGGGCAAACAGUAAAGACAGUGCGUUUUCAUCCUCCGGGAAUAGCUCGGAUGAAGGAGGGGGUAAUGGUCCCCUGUUUUCCCGAAACAGCUCGAAAGUUUUACCAAGGAUCCAGGAGAACGAGGAGUUAUUUCCGUAUGGAGGAGGAGGCGGGUUCGGUGCUGGUAGCGUCGAGGAAGAGAAUUCGUCCAUGGUGUUUCCACCAAAUAAUAACAUCAGCGCACAGCAUAACCAUAACAAUUCAACUUCAUCUGUGCUGUCGCAAUCCGAGGAAGAUGAACAAACCUGGAACAAAUACGUGGAGAACGGACUAGUCGUCGCAAAGGCGAAACCAAAAGCAAAGCAGCGGUACAAAAUGCCCGCGGCGGCUACGAAAAUGCAGACGCGGAACGCUGGUGGGGGAUUGAAUUCAGGGUUUUUGUAAAAAGAUAUUUCUUUACGUUUACGAUCUGUGGAACAGCUGCGAAUUAUGCUGGUUUCAAUUUUGACAAUAAAGAACUUCUCUUUAUUCAGUUUCAACAAAUAGUUCACUGCCGUGAUUUGACUUCCGUUUCCGUUUCAGAACUUGAAUCGCUGGAUUAUCUUGCAGGCACCGGCGGAUGCUGGCUCUCUUCUAGCUGCACCGAAGCCGCCCAAGAGCGCUUGCUCGACACUGGUGGUGAUUCUGAUUGUGAGGACCGAUCUAAACAUCAGUUCUUGAGAGAAGAAGUAUUUCAAUCAAAU